AUGGCUGGUAAAAGCUCUAUGACACCUGCGAUGUUUGCUGCGAGGCUUCGCGUGAACCAGCAGCAGCUUCGAUAUUUCGCCGCUGGCAUCUGUGCCCUCAUGGGCCUCUUCAUCGUCUUGCACUGGAUCCGAUAUAUAUUCAACAGAGCAAAUUCCAAGAACGGGUCUCUCUCUAGAACCGCUUACCCAUUCAGAUUGAUCUCAAGGAACGCGAGGAAGCUACUCGUCCGGAAGAUUCCCGGCUUCACCUCGAGUGGUCAUGCUCUCCUAGUCGCAGCAUAUCUAGCAGUAAACAUUGCCCUUACCUUUACCAAUGUCACCUUGGUAUAUUCAAGCAUCGCCAAUAGAUGUGGAUGGAUUCUCUCAGCAAACUUCGCCAUCGUGGUCUUCCUGGCCCUGAAGAACACACCGCUGGCUUUUCUUUCUGCGUACUCAUACGAGCGUCUGAACGGCCUCCACCAGAUUGCUGGGUACACAUCCUUCGUCUACCUGGUACUCCACGCCGCUAUGUACACACAUUACUUCCUCGUCAACAACCGCGCUGAAACGCUGAAGACGCACACCUCCAUUGCAGGCAUCAUUGCUGGUUUUGCCUUUCUCGGCGUGCUCGUGUCUGCUGUCAUCAUCCGGCGGAUCUGGUACGAGGCCUUUUAUGUCUCACACAUUGUGUUCUUCAUCGUGGCCCUCAUCUGUUCGGCCUACCAUCAACCCGUGCUCGAGGACGGACUCAUUAUUAUCUUCGCGCUCAUCGCCGCCAUGUGGGGCACUGACCGCCUCCUUCGCGCGUCGAGGAUGUGGUACCGCGCCAUUAAUAACGAGGCCACCCUCGAGCCGCUGCCCAACGGCGGCACGAAGAUCACGCUGAGAAAGAGACCUCACGGUGUGGUCCCCGGCAAGCACUGCUUCGUUUGGAUCCCCAAGAUCCGCUUCCUCGAAGCCCACCCCUUUACUGUCGUCGCAAGCGAGCCUAUGGAGUUUGUCGUCAACUCCUAUGAUGGCUUCACGCGCGACCUGCGCAAGUACGCUCUGGACCACCCUGGAGCAAGACUCAGGGCGUCAGUUGAUGGUCCAUAUGGCACAUUCCCCGACCCAUUGGAGUACGACAAGGUUGUCUUGAUCGCGGGCGGCAGUGGUGCCAGCUUCACCUUUGGCUUGGCUGUCAACCUGCUGGAAAGGAUGGGCCCGGAGUCCUUGAAGAACAUCACAUUCAUCUGGGCGGUUAGAAAACAUGAUAACCUCUCGUGGUUCUCCCAGCACCUCAACACUCUUCGGACUCACGAGCACUCGCCCAAGGUCAACGUCUCGCUAUACGUCACAGCAGCUCCGAGAACCCAUGGUGUAGUAGAACAACGCCGUGGCUCGGUGCUCAUCACUGACCUCCGACAAAUGCACCGCGUCACCACCACAUCCUCGGACGAAGCCUCUGACAGCAGUCCUGCAAGCCCAACAGGUCAUCACGAGCUCAACGAGAAGGCCCUUGAGCGGGGCAUCGUCACCACCACCACCACCACCAAGAACAGUGGUCGCAGUACCACCACCGACACUGAGAAGGCCCCCGAAAUGCACACCCACCAGCAGCGGACGCCAAGCGACGACAGCCUGGCAACGACCUACAGCGUCGCAGGCUCCACCGCAUCCGCAGCCGACGUCCAUCGCGACGUGCUCAAGGCCGGCCGGCCCGACACAGCCACGCUGAUCCGCGACGCCGUGCGCUCCACGCCAGCGCAUCAGCGCGUGCUGGUUGCGGCGUGCGGUCCCGACGGGCUCAUGCGCGUCGUCAGGGACACGACGGCCAGCCUGAUCAGCGGCGACGGGCCAGGCGUCGAGCUGCACUGUCCGAAUGGCGCCAUCCGUGGAAUAUGCCCAGCCGAGCGGCGCUUCUCGAGCGUCGGCUAG
Diaporthe amygdali is the source of this 1896-nucleotide messenger RNA. RefSeq lists its product as uncharacterized. Gene Ontology annotation, cellular component: plasma membrane. The transcript is spliced from 5 exons. Gene Ontology annotation, biological process: copper ion import; iron ion transport; intracellular iron ion homeostasis. Gene Ontology annotation, molecular function: ferric-chelate reductase activity. The coding region runs from base 1 to 1896 and encodes 631 amino acids. Lineage: Eukaryota; Fungi; Ascomycota; Sordariomycetes; Diaporthales; Diaporthaceae. The record is from RefSeq and is a predicted model, not a curated record.